AUGGUUCCAUCAUAUAUUAUUGUUGCACUUUCUGCUUUGGGUAUCAGCACAUUCAUUGGGUUUGCUACCAAUUUGUUUAUCAUUGUAGCCCAUGGCAUGGACAGAGUUAAAGGCAGGAAUAUUAACCCAAGAGAACUGAUCCUGUUCACUCUAGGACUCUUCAAUAUCACCUUCCAGUGCACAAUGGCUGCCAAUGAUACAGUUCUCUUUCUGUGGAGUGAUCUGUAUUUCUCUGACAAUGUCUAUGCAGUCUUCUCUGUCCUUCUGCUCUUCACAAUUUUCUCCAGUUUCUGGUUCACCUUCUGCCUCUGUGGUUUCUAUUAUGUAAUGCUUGUUACAUUUGAACAAACAUUCUUCAUGAGGCUGAAACAGCGAAUCUCGCACGUCGUCCCUUGCACGCUGUCCUCCUCAAUUUUGCUGUCUCUAACAAUCAGUGUCCCGGUGGCAUGGAACAUCACGAGGAGUGAUUAUUCUGGCUCAGUAGAGGGAAAUCUCAUUUCUAACUCUACCACAGAGCUCAGCACUCCUGGUUUAAUAGAUGGAAACUUCCCCAAUAACUCCACUUUGGAAUUCAAUACGCCUUAUGAGUUACUUCAUGGAAACCUUACUAAUAACACCACUAUAGAAUACAGCAUACCUCAAAUGAGCCUUCAAUAUCUGCUGGUCACCAGUAUAAUUGGCUGUUGCAUUCCUCUCGUCUUGGUUGCUGUUGCCAAUAUACUUAUUAUAAAGUCCCUUUGUGUCCAUGCCAAUCGUCUUGGAAAAAACAGUGGAGGAAUGAGUGUGCAGAGUGUGGAUGCAAGUGUGUCUGCUGCUCGGACUGUCACCUCCCUCCUUAUUCUAUACAUAAGCUUUUACAUUUCACAAAUCUUGCUAAUUAUGGGUAUCUUUGAUGCUUACAGUCUUUGGUUUUCUGUUUGUUUGCUUGUUACAUACGCCUACUCUCCAAUUCAGUCAAUAAUUCUAAUAUUUGGCAGCCCAAAACUUAAGAGCACACUGGUAAAGAUUGUCAGCUUCCCAAAUUGUACCAAAGUCAAAUCCCCAAGUGAAACUAUUAAGGCAAUAACCUCACAAACAUUAAGUCAAACAAAUAUUAUAUAA
Pelobates fuscus (common spadefoot toad) is the source of this 1101-nucleotide messenger RNA. RefSeq names its product taste receptor type 2 member 40-like. Gene Ontology annotation, molecular function: bitter taste receptor activity; G protein-coupled receptor activity. Gene Ontology annotation, biological process: sensory perception of taste; G protein-coupled receptor signaling pathway. The coding region runs from base 1 to 1101 and encodes 366 amino acids. Gene Ontology annotation, cellular component: membrane. The transcript has a single exon. The record is from RefSeq and is a predicted model, not a curated record. Lineage: Eukaryota; Metazoa; Chordata; Amphibia; Anura; Pelobatidae.